CUGACCUGGGCCCGAGUGUUUUUGCAGUGUAAACACUUUUCACCGGCAAACCAUUCAGCAUUUUCCAAACAAGCAGAACAAUACAGAGUGCCUCACAAUAAGGCCAGCGUGUGGGUGCACUGACCACUAUGGAGGAGGGCCGACAGACCGAGACAAUAGAGGGGGACCUCAAUCGACGUAUACAGCUUUUUCUACACAGUUCCGGUGUGGAAGCGGGGCUGCCUUUCACCUGGGGACCAGGACUCAGGCGCUUCAUCGUCUCAUGAAAUAACAGAGACCCGUGCAGACCUGAAGCAGAACCAGACCGUGACUGUGCUGUAGGGUCAGGAAUACCAUGCGGCCCUGCUGUACUAUCAGUGUGUGCCAUGUGUUUGUGUUGGUGCUGCGUCUGUCUGCGGCUGAGGACUUCGACUGGACAAAGAACGACCACGGCUCCUUCUAUUAUGGCACUUUUCCAGUUGGAUUUUCGUGGGGUGCCGGAAGCUCCGCCUAUCAAACAGAAGGAGCCUGGGACAAAGAUGGAAAAGGCCUGAGCAUUUGGGAUGUGUUCAGCCAUAAGAAAGGCAAAAUACAUCAAAAUGAAACUGGGGAUUCCUCUUGUGAGGGCUACUACAAAGUCAAGGAAGAUGUUUCACUGAUGAGGGAGCUGAAGUUGAACCACUAUCGCUUCUCCAUCUCCUGGCCCAGACUCAUCCCCACAGGCAUUAAGUCCGAUCACGUCAACGAGAGAGGCAUAAAGUACUACAACGACCUGAUCGAUCACCUGCUGGAGAACAAAAUCACCCCCGUCGUGACGCUGUACCACUGGGAUCUUCCGCAGGUCCUGCAAGAGAGAUUUGGCGGAUGGCAGAACAUCAGCAUGGUCAAUUACUUUAAUGACUUUGCGAACUUGUGCUUCGAAAGAUUUGGCAACCGUGUCAAGUAUUGGAUCACCUUCAACAAUCCGUGGUCGAUAGCUGUGGAAGGAUAUGAAACAGGAGAGCACGCUCCAGGACUGAGGCUGAGAGGAACCGGGGCUUACAGAGCUGCUCACCACAUCAUCAAGGCACAUGCUAAAGUUUGGCACUCGUACGACACACAAUGGCGGUCUAGGCAAAAAGGUCUUAUUGGCAUCUCUCUGUCGGGCGACUGGGGAGAGCCAGUGGACAUCACCAACCAGAAGGACAUCGAGGCUGCGGAGAGAUACGUCCAGUUCUACCUGGGCUGGUUUGCAACACCAAUCUUCCACGGAGACUACCCUCAAGUGAUGAAGGACUUUGUUGGCAAGAAGAGCGCGCAGCAGGGUCUGGGCACGUCAAGGUUGCCAACCUUCUCCCCUCAAGAGAAAAGCUACAUGAAGGGAACGUGCGACUUCCUCGGCAUCGGCCACUUCACCACCCGCUACAUCGCCCAGAAGAACAACCUGAUAGGCCGCGGCAGCAGCAACUACUUCACUGACCGCGAUCUGGCCGAGCUAGUGGACCCCCGCUGGCCGGACCCCGGCUCGGAGUGGCUCUACUCCGUACCCUGGGGUUUCAGACGUCUGCUCAACUUUGUGAAGACUCAAUAUGGAAACCCCAUGAUUUACGUGACAGAGAACGGCGUCUCGGAGAAGACACUGUGCACAGAGCUGUGCGACGACUGGAGGAUACUGUACUACAAAGACUACAUCAAUGAGAUGCUCAAAGCGAUCAAAGACGGGGUCAAUGUGAAAGGCUACACUGCUUGGUCCCUGCUGGACAAGUUCGAGUGGGACGAGGGCUACUCCGAGAGGUUCGGCUUGUACUACGUGGACUUCAGAAACAAGAACAAGCCUCGCUAUCCUAAAGCCUCUGUGCAGUUCUACAAACGCAUCAUCAGUUCCAACGGAUUUCCAAAUCAGAGAGAGGUAGAAAACUGGAAGAGGAAAUCUGUGGAGACCUGCUCUUCCAGCAAUCAGAUGCUUGCUGCAGAAGAACAGCGGAGUACUGCUGCCAAUAUUCUAAGACUUAUACAUGAUCCCCUGACCAGCCACAUGGAGAUGGUCACCGAGAUUGUGGUUCCCACUGUGUGCACACUUUCUAUUUUACUCAGUGCCAUCUUCCUCAUGUUCCUGCUGCGGAGGCGGAACUAGAAACAGGCUCAUCCCAGCGGCCGUGCUCAGAAUACAACAACGUCUAAAAUGGAUGUGUGAGAAUAAGUCUUUUAUUAGAUCCUGAUUCAAAUGAACUUUUAAAAUGAUGUGACUCAACUUUGCUGUAGAAAACAACAACUUUAGGGCGAGACUAACAUGGCUGUAUCUUUUUUUUUGACAUCUCUUAAUAAAACGUUGCGGUGA
Messenger RNA from Synchiropus splendidus (mandarinfish), 2296 nucleotides. RefSeq names its product lactase-like b (gene lctlb). Gene Ontology annotation, molecular function: beta-glucosidase activity. The coding region runs from base 335 to 2092 and encodes 585 amino acids. The transcript has 15 exons. Gene Ontology annotation, biological process: carbohydrate metabolic process. Lineage: Eukaryota; Metazoa; Chordata; Actinopteri; Syngnathiformes; Callionymidae. The record is from RefSeq and is a predicted model, not a curated record.